AUGAAAAGCCGAUAUUUCAUUCUCAUAUUUAUGAACCUAUUUCCUCUAGCAUUUUCCGACGAUUCGAUUUACGGAUGCUCUACAGAAGACCUCCAACUUACUGUUACAUGCCGUCCGAAAGUCAACCAACUUACCGAAGAAAUGAAAAAGAAUCCGUUGAAUGCUGGUUUCCCAUCUGUCGAAACUCUCCAGAAGAUGUCAGGAUACUGUAAGGAAGCAAUGGCGUGUGUGAAGCCAGCCAAAUGUGAUGCGAUAAAAAAUAGGAUGAGCAAAUUUUCGGGAAUGUGUGAGACCAUUGAUUUCAUGAAGGGACCAUACGCUCAGUGUGCAGCUAAACUCAAAGCCAGCAAAGACAAAACCGAAUGCAGUCAAUGGUACUUCAGUGACAAGUCUAGGAUGUCCACUGAACAAAAGUGUGCUCAAUACAAAGCCAAGAAAUCGUGCAUCGAGAAAGAUUUUGGCAAUUUGUGUGGAGAUUCUACUCUGAAAAGUUUCCGUGAGAACCAAGGCUACGUAUCGAAGUUUGUUGGGUGCCCGGUUUACUAA
Messenger RNA from Caenorhabditis briggsae, 546 nucleotides. The record is from RefSeq and is a predicted model, not a curated record. Bases 1 to 546 code for a protein of 181 amino acids. The transcript has 4 exons. NCBI's taxonomy places the organism in Eukaryota, Metazoa, Nematoda, Chromadorea, Rhabditida, Rhabditidae.